Messenger RNA from Epinephelus lanceolatus (giant grouper), 4463 nucleotides. Lineage: Eukaryota; Metazoa; Chordata; Actinopteri; Perciformes; Serranidae. The record is from RefSeq and is a predicted model, not a curated record.
AUGCCCGUGCGUCUCUCAGGAUCAGGACCGCCUGCAGACCAGACGGUGGUCAUCGAGGAGUUUCGCUACCUGUCCCAGAAGAUCUUUGUGUCUGUGUCCGUCUUUGCUGGGUUGGGAAUCCUGCUGGGGAUCGUCUGCCUCACCUUCAACAUCUACAACAGCAAUGUCAGGUACAUCCAGAACUCUCAGCCUUACCUGAACAACAUGACUGCAGUGGGCUGCAUGAUGGCGCUGGCUGCUGUCUUCCCUCUGGGCAUCGACGGCCUACAUGUCCACAGGAGGCAGUUCCCCGUCGUCUGCCAGUUCCGCCUGUGGCUGCUCGGCCUGGGUUUCAGCCUCGCCUACGGCAGCAUGUUCACAAAGAUCUGGUGGGUCCACACCGUCUUCACCAAGAAGGAUGAGAAGAAGGACAGGAGGAAGCACCUGGAGCCGUGGAAACUCUACGCCACCGUCGGCGUCCUGCUCGGCAUCGACGUCCUGUCCCUCAUGAUCUGGCAGAUCGUGGAUCCUCUACAUAUCACAGUGGAGAAAUUCACCACAGAAGCCCCCAAAGGAGACCUGGAUGUUUUGAUCCAGCCUUUACUGGAGCACUGCAGCUCAGAGAAGAUGAACACCUGGCUGGGUGUGGUGUAUGGUUAUAAAGGUUUAAUGCUGCUGCUCGGCAUCUUCCUGGCCUACGAGACCAAGUCCAUCUCCACGGAGAAGAUCAAUGACCAUCGAGCUGUGGGCAUGGCCAUCUAUAACGUCGCUGUGCUGUGUAUGAUAACAGCUCCAGUCACCAUGAUCCUGUCCUCCCAGCAGGACGCCUCCUUCGCCUUCGCCUCCCUGGCCAUCGUCUUCUCUGUCUACAUCACCCUGGUGGUUCUGUUCGUCCCUAAGAUGCGGCGUCUGAUCACACGGGGCGAGUGGCAGUCAGAUGCUCAGGAGACCAUGAAGACCGGCUCGUCCACCAACAACAACGACGAGGAGAAGUCCAGACAGCUGGAGCGAGAGAACAAGGAGCUACAGAAGAUCAUCCAGGAGAAAGAAGAGCGUGUGUCUGAGCUGAGAAACCAGCUGUCUGAGCGCCAGGCCCUGCGAUCGAGAAGGAGAGCGUCCACCGUCACCAAUCAGAACCACAGCUCCCCGUCUCGUGCCAUUACCCAGAGCGACCCCAGGUCCCUGGCCCCUCCUCCGGGGUACCCCGCCCCCAUCUCCGACCUCCACCCCGUCCCCACGUCCUUCGGCAACUCAUCCAGCCUCUACCAGCAGCAAGACAGCAAGAUCAGCCGAAAUAACUGCCACACCAGCCGACUGCAGCUGCUGUACAAGUGAGGAGGCGGAGGGGCGAGGACGGUAAUGACAUUCAGUACUAAAGUCUGUCAGAGGGGCUGACUUCAAACUCAUUCCACCAAUCAGCAGAGGCCGGAGGAUUCCCAGUUUCCAAGCUGAUCAUUGUGUCAUUUUUCUUUUCUCUCAGAGGAAACAGAUGUACAUGCAUCUUGUUAAUGUUAAUCAUCUAAUCUGCCAGUUUAUCAUGUGCCAUCUAAAGUUGGCCGAGCCCCCCCCCGGCUACAGCUGCUAACUCGUCAGCCUUUCCAUUGUAACAGUGCACAGUUUACAGUCAUGGUCGACAUGUUCAUGUCUGGAACAAAAAGACCUGACCUCUAGAUCUCAGAGGACAAAAGCAGCCUCUCAUUUUUAGCAACUGUUAAUUUUGAAGAAAAAGACGAUAUAAUUAAUUAAUCCCUGAGAGGAAAUUUAAUUUUUCACCCUGUUGUCACACACACAACAACACAACUUUAAAGUGAGUGUUACAAUUACAUGUAAAGUCAAUGUAAAGACGUGAUUAGACGCAAAUUCCCACUUAGGCAGCACAAUGGACGCAACGCGAAUGACGCGAGUAACGCAAUUUAACAUCAUACGCCUGUUCGUGAGAGUUCAAAAAAUCUCAACGUCAGCGACCAAUUUGCUCUGCAAUGGCCAAUCAGCAUUGAGAUCCUCUGGGGACGCAUGAUGCCAAGGACAUAGCAGACAAAGUUCAGUCAUUGACUCAGUGAUUUUACACACAUAUGACACGAGUCAUUUGCACGUAUGAGGCAAGUCAACACAAAAUAUUCUAGCGUUCAAACUCCCACGACUAACAGGACGCCAAAAUUUGCAUCGCAUUUGGCAUGAACGCAACACGCUUUAGCCACGGUCUGUUAGCACGGUAUCAUCAUCGUAGUCUCAUCAAACAGUUGGUAUGAUAUCCUGGGAAUUUGCGCCCCACGAAUGACGUUACAUCCUUAACAUUCAGCUACCUAAUUAACGCUAUGUUACUGUGGUAAGGAUUAGAAAAAGAAACAUGGUGAGGACGUACCUUAAAAUGACUCAAAGUUCAUGUGGAUCCAAACAGGCAACUCCAGGGAAAAGUCCAUAGUAAAGUCCAUAGGAUAUGUACAAACUAAGGUGCAUCGCUUUUUAUAGGAAAGAUUUGUGAGAACAGCCUGACAUCAUAUGUGUAGCCCUCAAGAGCAUAUUUAUGACCCCUUCAUUAAACAUGCGUCUUAUUUGAAAUUGAGUCAGCUGACGACUGCUUCAGGUCACUGAUGUGUGAAAUGAAGUCGUAUUGUUUGGAUGGUAAAUGUGGAAGCUGCAGUGCUGGGAUGGAAAGGCUGGCAGACGGAGCAACAGUAGCUAACGGUCAAUGGGGCUUAUGACAGAGCAUUUAUCAUAUCUGUACCUUACAGUGUUGCCUCCUAAUGUGUUUAGAUAGUGCUAUGUACUGUAUUAAGAGGCCGGACAGAAGGACAGACUUCAUGACGAUGUCAGUUUUGUAACUAAGUAACUGGUUGUAUCCGAAACAUGAUAAGUUUUGUCACUUUAGCUCCUCUUGUUCAAUGUUUGAUGGUGGUUUUUACAUUGUUAUUAGUCUCUGUUCAAAGAGACUGCUGAGUCAUUGUACAUAGUGCUGUGUGUUCAUGCUAAACCCCUCACUGUGGAUUAACCCGGUCCUGUUGUUUCAGGGCUGAAAAGAAAAGUAAGCUGAGGACACUGCUGUCAUAUGUCAGGUAUUUACUGUGUCGAGUGUUGUGCCUGCCACGCUCAGGAGCCGAACAUGAGGUUAAAGCAUCGACUCAGACGCCUCCGUGUGUUUAACGUGAGGCUGCAGUUGCAGCUGCGUCUGUUUUUCUGUGGACGAGACAGAUAAAUUAAAUACGAGGGACCAGCUGUCAGCUGACGAGGCUUAAAUGUCAAACCUGAAGCUAAUUCAGGGAGAUUUUCCUGGUAAUAUUUAAGCUUUUUGAAGUUGUUCUCCAGGGGCUGAAUCAUUUUCAUGUCUCGUGGAUAAGUGUAGCUAGAUGCAUGUUGCUGCAUGUUUGAGAGAUUUGUUUCCGGCUGAGGGAACAAAGAAAACGUUGCAGUACAGACUGGUUUGAGCUGAUAUCUGUGGCAGCAGCUGUGGAAUCUGAAGUUGCUGAAUCUGAAUUUUAUACUAAGACUAUAUAUAUUCAGUUUGUGUUUAAUUUAUUGUAUGUUUGAAUCAUUUUCUGUACAGAUAUGGAUCAAACAGAGGGCACACGGUGCAUCUCAGAUUCAGUUAUUUUAUUUCUUCUGACAAACAAACAGCACUGACUCAACCCACAGUUUUAAAACUUUGUGAACCAUCGAAACCUUUCUGACUUUUAUUUUUGGUGCCAAACAGUCACCUCAGUUUUGUCUUUUUUUGGCAAGAGAUCAUUCUGUCACGGCUGGUCCUGAAUCUGUUCAACACACUGACAACAUGACUCAAGGAGACCACAGUCAGUCUGUGAAAACAAAAUGUAGAUUCAAGUAUCAUCAGCGUAAAUAGUCUCACUCCGAAGUCGUUGAAUAACAGCGCUUGGUCAGCUACUUCCAGUGUCCUUCCAGACAUAGACGUUAAAAGCUGUCCUUUCACAUCGACAUGAAACGGUCUCUGUUGCUGUUUAACAGUGCCCUGUUACCGCCUGACUCUUAGGCUGCAACUGGGAUGGGAGACGAGACGAGUUAACAAAGAGUUAAAAGCUCAUUUAUUUACAUGUCUGCAUGUAUGGUUGUGUUGAAAUGUCUGUAGACUAAGCAGAAGAACAGCAGCUCCACCGUUAGGGAGGAGGGAAGUCUUUUGGAAGGUGGUGAGCUUUAUAUCAUGAAGCACUCUGGCCCAGGUGUGGUUCAUGAUGUCAACGACGACCCUCUGCCUUAACUCGCAUCCUGUAACAAAAGAGAACAGCCAGGAAAACAGACACGUCUGGUGGAGCUGAGUGGGCGGCAUCAAGGGGAAAAGACGCUGGACAACACGGAAAGUUUAGGCAGAGGAGGUCAGAGUAGAGCGGGUGGGACGGGUGCUAGAUUGAACCAACAACCUCCGUCUUUCACUCGAGAGGUCAGUGUACAUUUUCCAUAAUAUUGUAAAGCCAAACCCUGUUCUUUUGUCCUAAACCCAACCAAGUGUGUGUUGUUGAAGGGAAAAAAGUCAAUUA